Messenger RNA from Miscanthus lutarioriparius, 996 nucleotides. NCBI's taxonomy places the organism in Eukaryota, Viridiplantae, Streptophyta, Magnoliopsida, Poales, Poaceae. The record is from the annotation of a GenBank genome assembly.
AUGGCGAUGGCGGCGCUGCGACGCGAGGGGAGGCGCAUCCUUCUCUCCCCCACCGUCCCCAACCCGUCUCCGGCGGCCGCUUCCGCUGCGGUGACGCGAUCCUCCGCCAUCUCGCAACCGGAGAUGGCUCCACUUGGUGCACGCUCCAUUUCAACUCAAAUCGUGAGGAACCGGAUGAAGAGUGUUAAGAACAUCCAGAAGAUCACAAAGGCUAUGAAGAUGGUUGCAGCAUCAAAGCUUCGGGCUGUUCAGACGAGGACUGAAAAUUCACGUGGCUUGUGGCAGCCGUUCACCGCCCUUCUUGGGGACGCUCCUAGCGUUGAUGUCAAGAAGAAUGUGAUUGUGGCCAUUACCUCUGAUAAGGGACUCUGUGGUGGUAUUAAUUCAACAUCAGUGAAAGUUAGCAGGGCCCUUCACAAAUUGACAUCUGGUCCAGAAAAAGAAAGCAAGUAUGUUAUAUUAGGAGAAAAGGGAAAAGUUCAGCUGGUGCGUGACUCAAGGAACAGCAUUGAAAUGACUGUAACUGAACUACAGAAGAACCCUCUCAACUAUACACAGAUUGCUGUGCUUGCCGAUGACAUAUUGAAAAAUGUGGAAUAUGAUGCUCUGAGGGUUAUUUUCAACAAGUUCCAGUCUGUUAUAUCAUUUAAACCCACAGUGGUAACAAUACUGUCCCCUGAGGUUGCAGAAAAAGAAUCAGAAGCUGGCGGGAAGAUGGGUGACCUAGAUUCUUAUGAGAUUGAAGGCGGCGAGACAAAAUCAGAGAUAUUGCAGAAUCUAGCUGAGUUCCAGUUUUCUUGUGUCCUGUUCAAUGGUGCCCUAGAGAAUGCAUGCAGUGAGCUUGGAGCCCGUAUGUCUGCCAUGGACAGCUCUAGCAGAAAUGCUGGCGAUAUGCUUGAUCGUCUCACUCUCACUUACAACAGGACACGCCAAGCAUCCAUCACCACUGAGCUUAUUGAAAUUAUAUCUGGUGCAUCGGCCCUUGAAGGAAAGUGA